This is a messenger RNA of Arachis ipaensis, 1009 nucleotides long. RefSeq lists its product as uncharacterized. The record is from RefSeq and is a predicted model, not a curated record. Lineage: Eukaryota; Viridiplantae; Streptophyta; Magnoliopsida; Fabales; Fabaceae.
AAGUAUGAUCAAUGGUUGAUAAUUCAUAUUGAUAUCUCUUAAUUAAUAAAUUAACUAAUGGGUUGAUGGUCCCACCGAAGGGAACUGCUUAGUUCUUAAGCUUUAUUAACAGUAAGAAUAAUUUAUCCUUUUCCGAAGGGCAAUACCGCAUGUUACGUUUGCAGCUCUGAAACCCUCGACUUUUUCCUCUCUUGUUCAUUGCCCUCUCCCUCUUGUACACAACCAAGGUAGGAUGGUUCAGAACCACAAACAAGACCAUGAUUUCAACCAAACUCACUCCUCUGGUGCACCCAUGGCUUCGGGGAAUAAUAAGGCCCAGCAGCACGACCACACGGAAACCAUGCCAGAGUACCGCCUCAAGGUAGCUGCAGAACUUGGGUUAUGUAUGGCGCUUGCCGAUAUGGUACUGAUUUAUAUUUAUUUAAAUCUAUUCGCCAUAUGUACCGCAAAGGUCAAUGAAGAAAUUGGUUUGAGGAAAUAUACGGAGACACUUAGGAAUCUGCUAUGCCCUGUUCUGAAGCCGAUAAAUCAACAUGUAAACAUGUCCAAGUUGGUUCCCUUGAUUGAAUUGUUCAGUUUCCUUGUGAUUAUAUGUUCUGUUACUGUAUUGCUUCUUCUGGGUGCAAAAUUCACUCGCAUUCAUGUUGCUAUGUUCUUUAUUUGGUCCAUUCUCAUGCUCCAAGGUUCAGAUACUUUAACCAUUGGGAUCUACCUUAUAAUACUUGGAUUAUACUGCAUAUGUUGGUCCCGAAAAAAGCAACAACCAAAUGGGAAUGAAAAGCUGCAGCCAAAGAGAGAACCCAAGAGUUAUUUUGAGAUGAAUCCGUGACUUUUGUAUUAGGGAUAGCUAUGCUAAAUGAAUGUCUAUUUUGUGUUUAUGUUUGCCGAUCUUUGUAAUUCAAAGCGGUUUGGUACUUAUAAGUUGGUUGGAUAAGGAACUAUGUGUACUUGAUUAACAAUUACUUGGAGUAUACUAUUUAAUCAUAGCUGUAUGAUUUACCCAGUGAGA